AUGAACCAGAACCUUGGAAUGUUGUUGCAAAACCAACUGAAUAAAAAAAACAACCACAACAAUAAUGACAACGACCCUCAAGCUGCUAUGGCUAAGAAACUUGCUGCAUUGAAACCUCCGCUAUUUAUGGGGAAGGAAGAUCCCAUGUUGGUUGAGAACUGGGUACGUGACUUUGACAAGAUUUUCACUGCUGCUGGUACCCCUGAUGCUCAGAAGGUGGAUCAAGUCACAUUCUAUUUACGUGAGGCUGCUGAUAUUUGGUGGGAAAAUGAAGGAGCCACCAUAAGAGCUCAACAGAAUUUUAACUGGGAGGCUUUUAAGACAGCAAUCAGGGAUCGUUUCUUUCUAGAGCAUAUCAAGAGACAGAAGUACAGUGAGUUUAGUAGGUUUAACCAAACAGCUGGUAUGAGUGUGCAAGAGUAUGCUGAGAAAUUUAAUGAGUACGCAAGGUUUUGUCCUAAUGUAGUGCCUGAUGAGAGAUCCAAGGCUCAGAAGUUUAAAGAUGGACUGAAUUUUAGGAUCCAAAAGAAGGUGAUCGGGCUGGUACUGCUGCUACUUAUAAGGAGGCCUAUGAUAGAGCUUGUAAUAUUGAAAGGAUUUUGA
This is a messenger RNA of Chenopodium quinoa (quinoa), 603 nucleotides long. RefSeq lists its product as uncharacterized. The record is from RefSeq and is a predicted model, not a curated record. Lineage: Eukaryota; Viridiplantae; Streptophyta; Magnoliopsida; Caryophyllales; Amaranthaceae. The transcript has a single exon. Bases 1 to 603 code for a protein of 200 amino acids.